This is a messenger RNA of Chroicocephalus ridibundus (black-headed gull), 2203 nucleotides long. RefSeq names its product REX4 homolog, 3'-5' exonuclease (gene REXO4). Gene Ontology annotation, biological process: rRNA processing; DNA catabolic process. Gene Ontology annotation, molecular function: nucleic acid binding; 3'-5' exonuclease activity. The transcript is spliced from 8 exons. The record is from RefSeq and is a predicted model, not a curated record. Gene Ontology annotation, cellular component: nucleus. NCBI's taxonomy places the organism in Eukaryota, Metazoa, Chordata, Aves, Charadriiformes, Laridae. Bases 239 to 1465 code for a protein of 408 amino acids.
GCGGGGGGGAAAAAGGGCUCCGUGACCUUCGGCCCGUGCCCUGACAGGCCCCACAACCCCGCCAUGGCGGCGGGGUAAACCCCCACCGGCCGCCCGGCCCCCCGCGGCCCCGGAACCCGAGCGCGGGGUCGCCGUUCCCCGCCGGGCCGGUGCGGCGCUGCGCGGUCCCGGUCCCGGCGUGGCUGGGGAGCGGCAGCCCCGGCCCGGUUGAGCCGCGUUUGCCCCGGGGUCGUGCCGCAUGGCGAAGCAGAGCCCCGCGGCCGGCGGGAAGGGCGGGAGGAGGAGGAGGAGAAGGAGGAGGAAGGUCGGGAGCGGGGAAGCGGCGGCCGCGCCGAAAGGCCCCGACAUGGCGGCGGCGGCGGCUCCCCCCCGCAGCCCCCGGGAGUUCUCCUCCAACUGGAAGGCGCUGCAGGAGCUACUGAAACAAAAGGCAGACAGCUCCAACAAGUCUCUCUCUACGUGUCAAACAAACAGCAAAAAGAAGCACCCACUCAAGGCGGGCAAUAGCCAAGAAGUCCCAGCCGUCAAUGGGAAGGGGAAUGGGGAGAAGGCCAAAUCCACAAGUAAAACGGACAAUGGUUCUGCGAAAGACAAUCCUCCUUCGGCAAAGCCGAAAGCCAACAGGGUUGCAACAGAUAAGAAUUUAAGUGGCACCAAAAGCGGUGGAAAAGGCUGCGAAGAAAAAAAGAAAAACGGCAAUAUUUUAAAGGAGAAAGGUGAUAUAAAACAUAAGAGGAGGAAAGCUGAAGAGCAAGCGGAGCAGCAACCCAAAGAGGCUGAAAUCUGGUUUGAUGACGUCGAUCCAAAAGAUAUCGAAGCAGCAAUAGGACCUGAAGCAGCAAAAAUUGCCAGAAGAAAUCUUGGACUUGAACCAGGGCAAUCCAAAGAGUCUGUGGAGCAGGUGCUGGUUAAAGAAAAGGCUUCUGAAGGGCUGACGCAGGCUGUAGCCAUGGACUGUGAGAUGGUGGGAGUGGGACCCAAGGGGGAAGACAGUAUUGUGGCUCGGGUGUCCCUUGUGAACCAAUUUGGAAAGUGCAUUUAUGACAAGUACGUCAAGCCUACAGAAGAGGUGACUGAUUACAGAACAGCUGUUAGUGGCAUACGCCCUGAGAAUAUAAAUACAGGUGAAGAUUUUCAAACCGUUCAGAAGGAGGUCGCUGACAUCUUGCAUGGAAGGAUUUUAGUUGGACAUGCUUUACGCAAUGAUCUAAAGGUCCUAUUUCUUGAUCAUCCUAAGAAGAAAAUACGUGACACGCAAAGAUACAAGCCCUUCAAACAGAGGGUCAAGUCUGCACGGCCAUCAUUGAAACUGCUCUGUGAGAAACUGCUAAAUGUUCAAGUGCAGACAUCAGAGCACUGCUCGAUUCAGGAUGCACAAGCAGCUAUGAGACUGUAUACCUUAGAGAAAAAGAAAUGGGAAGCUGCUGUUAAGAACAAACCUAACAACAAAAAUUGUAAAACUUGAAUGGUUUUUUUAUCUGCAGCGUUUGCUGGUUUCAUGUCACAUUCCAGGGCAAAUGUAGAGGUAACUCUGAACUGACAGCAGCUACUUUGUAAAAUCAAUCAAAAGACAGUACUUCCUAACCGGGUACGUGAAUGCUGCUGACAAGAAUCCUGGUAAUAUCCCCUUUCUGGAUGAUACCUAAGCCUAAUGCCCACUACUGUGUUUAAACAAUACCUGUAACGCACACCUGCAUUUGUGAAGUACUUCAUCAGUUCGAUUUCUGCAACGGAUAUACACACUGAAUAAGUUUUAAAAAGUGGUUUUUAAUUAAGAUAAAUGAAGGAAGAAACUGUCAUUGCUUUGCUGAAAUUCCCAAGACUAAAAUCUUUAUUUCAAAUAUUUUAAUGUCUACAAAGUAAGGCGACUUCUUAAUUAUUGCUGUUAGUCUCACAGUUGUGGUAUCUAAAUCAACAGAAUAUGUAACUGUUUAUGUAUUAUUAAUGGCCCAACUUUAAUCUUUCUGGUGAGAAAAAUCUUUUAAAGUAUUUCUGGAGGAUCCAGACUUUCAUAUCUGAACCAGAAGUGAACAAGUCGUGUUCUUAUACAAAAAGUUGUUCUUUUACUGCUGCAGUUUCAAAAGUGCUGAAUCCACAAGGGUCGUUAUCUCCUGGAGAGAAAUGGGAGAAUUGUCAAAUACAAGUUUACCUUGUUGCUUCACUUAUUUUUAUAUUCCUUUAUUAAUAAAAAUGUUGUGUUUAA